Schistocerca cancellata (South American locust) is the source of this 1735-nucleotide messenger RNA. Its product is annotated as piggyBac transposable element-derived protein 3-like. The coding region runs from base 372 to 1166 and encodes 264 amino acids. NCBI's taxonomy places the organism in Eukaryota, Metazoa, Arthropoda, Insecta, Orthoptera, Acrididae. The transcript has 2 exons. Gene Ontology annotation, molecular function: sequence-specific DNA binding. The record is from RefSeq and is a predicted model, not a curated record.
UCGUGAUCUGAGAGCCUGCCGGUACGUAACAGUAACUCUGCUCUACUGUUUCAGAGAUGUUAUUGUGCAAUAUAUAGACCUCUCUGGCGGUCAGAGCUUGAAAUUGUUAUUCGCGCGCUGCUGUGAAAACAGAAGAUUGUAUGUGCUUGUUUCCAUGGUGUUGCCCUGAAUUUGUGCGCAGUUUAUUGAAACUUCCGUUGAGCUUUCCAUUGUAAGUACUUACCUUCUUUGUUUUUUUGUAAUAGUUUGAAGCAUUACGUUACAAGUGAGUGAGAUAAAGUGGAAAAUAUGAAGUGGACUUAUUAGUACCGCCAGGUUGUGCGAACACUUUUUGUAGCAACAGUGCGUUACCUCCACUUUUUCUCACACAGAUGGACGAAAAUCGUAAAACUGGUGGCUACUUUCGACCUUUGAGUGAUGCAGAGAUUGAAGCAAUUUUGUAUGAGGACAUUCCCUCUGACAUUUCAGAGGAUACUGACAUCGAAGAUGAUGACGAGAAUGUUAAUAAUUUUGACAAAGCUUUUCCGUGCAAUUUGCAAGAGGCAGAUUGUGAAACAAACUCCACUUGUUCGGAUAAUGAUGCCUCAGAGAGUUCUUUGCCGUUUACAUCUUCCCCUCAAUGUGAAUAUUGGACAAAGAGAAUGUGGAGAGACAAACACAUUGAAACAAGGAGCUGUGAAUACAGAUAUAGUGAAGGGCCUAUGGAAGAAUUAUUUCAGGAUUGCCUCACAGCUACUGAUGUUUUUAUUUUCAUUUUGAAGCCAAUUGUAGAAGACAUAAUUUUCCAGAGCAAUCUUUACGCAACACAGAAGGGAAAAAUUUUAAAUCUGAAGGAACAUGAGCUAUUUGCUUUUUUGGGAAUUAAUUUAUUUAUGGGUUACCACAAGCUGCCGUCGUGGAAACGCUACUGGUCUGCGUGUGAUGACCUUGGUAUUUCUAUUGUAAGGCGAUGCAUGAGUAGGGACAGGUUUGAUUUUAUUUUGAGUAAUUUACAUCUUAACGACAACACAAAAAUUCCAGAAAGAAACACUGACAAAUUGUAUAAAAUACGCCCGCCUCUGACUGCUUUGAAUAAGCAAUUUAUGUCCAUAUACAGGGGCACUAGAGAACUCAGUAUUGAUGAAUCAAUGAUUGUCUUCAAGGGAAGAAGUAGCAUAAAGCAAUAAAAUCCAUUAAAACCAAUCAAAAGAGGCUAUAAACUAUGGGCAAUUUGUGAUCAAAAAGGAUACACACUCAAUUUUGAAGUGUAUCAAGGUAGAAAUGAGACACUGGAGAAGGACUUUGAAGGGUACGGUUUAGGGGAGAGAGUAGUACUGAAAUUGUCUAAACCGUAUUGGGGUCAGUACAGAAAAUUGUACUUUGACAAUUUUUUUUACUUCUAUUCCACUUUUGGAGAAAUUAAAAUCCGUAAAUACAUUUGCCUGUGGAACAAUUAGAACAAACAGGAAAGGUUUGCCAGCGAAUUUACCUAAAGAAAAAUGUCUAAAGCGUGGGGAAUCAAAUCACAGAGUGUCAUCUUUAGACCUAACAGUAUUUCAAUGGAGGGACAAUAAAGUAGUGUAUUUUGCGUCAAACUUCCAUGGCACUGAACAGAGCGUAGUGUCAAGAAAACAGAAAGAUGGAACUAGUAUGACAAUACCAUGUCCAGCUAUUGUAUGUGAUUACAAUAAAAACAUGGGUGGUGUGGAGCAUGCGGACAGAUUACGUUCAGCUUAUGGUCUUGACAGGCGAUCAA